This is a messenger RNA of Rhinichthys klamathensis goyatoka, 903 nucleotides long. Its product is annotated as SLAM family member 5-like. The transcript has 5 exons. The record is from RefSeq and is a predicted model, not a curated record. The coding region runs from base 1 to 903 and encodes 300 amino acids. NCBI's taxonomy places the organism in Eukaryota, Metazoa, Chordata, Actinopteri, Cypriniformes, Leuciscidae.
AUGGACAUAACUACAGCUGAUUUCAGGAUUCAAGAAACCAUCAGAAACAUUAAUCUCUGUAAAUCUGUAUGUUCUCCAGGUGUGUUUGGUGAUUCAGUGUCAGUGAUGGAGGGAGAUUCUGUUACUCUAAACACUUAUGUUACUGAAAUACAUGAAGACGACGACAUACUGUGGAAAUAUGGAGCUGAAAAGUCUCUGAUAGCUAAAAUCAGCAGAGAGACUGGAGUCUUCUCCACAUAUGAUGAUGGUCCUGAUGGGAGAUUCAGAGACAGACUGAAGCUGGACGAUCAAACUGGAUCUCUGACCAUCACACACACCACAACUGAACAUGCUGGAGAUUAUCAACUACAGAUAACUGGAGCGAAACGAUCAUCAAAAACAUUCAGUGUUUCUGUCUAUGCUCGUCUGCCUGUUCCUGUCAUCAUCAGUAACUCUUCACACUGUUCAUCAUCAUCAUCAUCAUCAUCAUCAUCAUCAAACUGUUCAUUGGUGUGUUCAUCAGUGGUAAAUGUGUGUGAUGCGACUCUCUCCUGGUACGCAGGAAUGAGUGUAUUGUCCAGCAUCAGUGUGUGUGAUCUCAGCAUCAGUCUCUCUCUACCUCUGGAGGUGGAAUAUCAGGAUAAAAACACCUACAGCUGUGUGCUGAACAAUCCCAUCAGCAACCAGACCACACAUCUGGACAUCAACACACUCUGCCACACAUGUGCAGAUCAAGGCCUCCCGUUAUUUUACCCCGUCCUGAUCUCUGCUGGAUCUCUGAUGAUUGUUGCUGCAGUCGUUGGGAUCUUCUGCAUCUGCAAGAAAUGUAGAUCAACUGAUCAAGAAGACUCUGAGACGAUGGUUGAGUUUGGGAAUGUGAGAAUCAUCAUGUUUCAUCAGAAAAUCCAACCGGACAUGCAGUAG